Molecule: messenger RNA, 2423 nt
Organism: Tuber melanosporum (Perigord truffle)
Lineage: Eukaryota; Fungi; Ascomycota; Pezizomycetes; Pezizales; Tuberaceae
Exons: 6
Coding region: 1083-2423 (446 amino acids)
Biological process (GO): glucan catabolic process
Cellular component (GO): extracellular region; cell surface
Molecular function (GO): beta-glucosidase activity
Source: RefSeq, a predicted model, not a curated record
CUUGAGAAAUUUUUUUUUUUCAGCUGCGAGGUUUCGUGUUCACCUCUUUUUCCUCUCAUUUCUUCUUCUUCCUCGCUUCAUACCUGUUGUAUUAUACCUGCAGGAGGAGAGGAAAGGAAAAGGGUAUUGUGCCUUUUUUUCUAUUUAUUUCUUAUACUAUUUUACGAAUAAGGGUUUUUUUUUCCUGCUGUUGCGAAAUCUUGCUUGCUCUCCCUGCUGCAUUACCAGAGCUUCACGAAGCGUGGGAGGUGUGGUAAAAAGCAAAGUAAGAAAUAAAAAAUAAAAAAACCGAAAACCGAAGAUAGGUGAGAAUUGUCGAAUUUGUUUGUUAGCUGACUUACUACUCGUACCUGAGCUGCGUGUCGAAGGGGGGCGUGUACGUGACGAACUUGACUCUUGAUUUCGACUUUCGCUUUCGGCUCCUACUGUACUUUUCCCUUCAUUCCUCUUCCGCAUUGAUUAGGUUUGUGAUUCGGCGUCGAACCGGAAAUGACAAAGUACGCUUAUUCUCACGGGAGGGUACCAUCUGACGAUUCUGUCGACCCGGUAGCCACGGAAAAGCACAAGAGACGGCGCCGAGAACGGGAUCUGGAAAGGGGCGAGAGUAGGCGUCACCACCGACGGGCAGGCGCUGCCGGCGAAGGUGGGGGGGAUAGGCCGAGGAGGAAGAGGAGACGGAGGUCUGUUCCUGCAGGGGCCUAUGACGCUGGUGAGCAUUCGGGGCAUAGGGAUGGGAGGGCUCGGAGAAGUAGGAGUCAGAGUGCACCCCCGCCCCCGCCCCCGCCGGAGAAGAGGAGGAGGAGGUGUGGGUCUUGCUUUUGGAUCUUGUUUGGUUUGACAAUUAUCCUGUUGAUCAUACUUAUUCCUGUUGGGGUACUGGUUGUUGGUAAGAGAAAGGGCGCUGCGGGUGGUGGGAUUGAGGAGGGGUUGGGGAAGGGCGAAAGGGUGGGAGCAUCGGCGAUAUUGAUGCUUCUAGUAUUCCGUCCGAGUAUAAGGGAACUUAUUAUGACCCGUUUACUUGGGUUGAUACGCAGGAUUUUAACCUUACCUUUACCGACCGGAAAGUCGGAGGUCUUCCUGUUAUGGGUCUUUGGGAUGACUACGAUGAUUCCGUCCAGGCGAAUGAGAAUGUUCCACCUUUGAACCAGGAGUUUCCAUAUGGGACUAAGCCUAUUCGUGGUGUCAAUCUUGGAGGAUGGCUUAUUGUUGAACCUUUCAUCACACCGUCUUUCUUCAAUAAGAUUGAUUCUAGGUUUGGCGUUGUGGACGAAUUCACUCUUAGCAAACAUCUUGGCCCUACCAAUGCAGCAAAGACAAUUGAACAACAUUACGCAAACUUCAUUAACGAGAGCGCUUUCCGGGAAGUUAGGGACGCCGGGCUUGAUCACGUUCGUAUUCCUUUCGGGUACUGGGCUAUCAUGACUCUGGGCGGCGAUCCGUUCGUUCCGAUGAUCUCUUGGAGGUACUUGCUACGGGCGAUUGAAUAUGCGAGAAAGUAUGGAUUGAGAGUCAAGCUCGACUUGCAUAGUGUGCCUGGAGGAGCCAAUGGCUGGAACCAUAGUGGUAAACUCGGGCCAAUCGGGUGGUUGAAUGGGACGGACGGAGAUACCAAUGCUCAAAAGACCCUGGACAUACAUAACCAGAUGGCGACAUUCUUUUCCCAACCUCGAUACAAGAACGUGGUGACUAUGUACGGUCUUGUCAACGAGCCGAAGAUGAUCUUCCUUGAUGCGGACAAGGUUAUUGAGUGGACCGUCAAGGCUCAUGGGGUUGUUCGUAAGGCAGGUUAUCAGGGGUACAUUAUUUUCGGUGAUGGGUUUAGAGGGUUGGAUAACUGGAAGGGUGAAUUCAAGAGCUUGGAUAAGAUGUUGCUCGACGUCCAUCAAUAUGUCAUCUUCAAUAAUGUGCAGAUUUCAGCAACGCAUUCCGCUAAAGUCAAAUUUGCUUGUGAUGGAUGGGGCCAGCAGAUGGCGCGGAGUGUUGAUACUUCCACUGGGUUUGGACCUACCAUGGUUGGCGAAUGGGGACAAGCUGAGACGGAUUGCACACCUUAUCUUAACAACGUUGGGAUUGGAUCGCGCUGGGAAGGCACACUCAAUUCUGGAGAUCCGCUCACUCAGACCGACACGCCGAGCUGUCCCGGUGGAAAAGGGUGCUCGUGCGAAGGAGCUAAUGCCAAUCCCUCCGAUUAUUCAAAGUCAUAUAAGAAAUUUCUCCUUAUGUUUGCUGAAGCCCAGAUGGAUUCCUUCGAAAAGUGCUGGGGGUGGUUAUACUGGACCUGGGACACCGAAGCCGCCACUCAAUGGUCCUACAAGAAGGGUCUUGCGGCUGGAAUACUUCCCAAGAAGGCAUACACCCGCUCCUUCAAAUGCGGCGAUACGAUCCCGGACUUUGGAAGUGAGGGAUUACCAGAAACCUAUUAG